Messenger RNA from Rhipicephalus sanguineus (brown dog tick), 1044 nucleotides. RefSeq names its product solute carrier family 13 member 5-like. The record is from RefSeq and is a predicted model, not a curated record. Gene Ontology annotation, cellular component: membrane. Bases 1 to 1044 code for a protein of 347 amino acids. The transcript has 7 exons. Lineage: Eukaryota; Metazoa; Arthropoda; Arachnida; Ixodida; Ixodidae. Gene Ontology annotation, biological process: citrate transport; monoatomic anion transmembrane transport. Gene Ontology annotation, molecular function: citrate transmembrane transporter activity; succinate transmembrane transporter activity.
AUGAGAACUCCUGUUUUGGAAGCUGAUGCGUUCAGCAAGGAGACUGACAGGAACGCGGACGCCGCUGUCGAGAGAGAGAGGGGCGACAGGACAAUACUCUCCCCGUCGGAGCACUCCAGGUCUUCGAAGAAGCGAUCCAUCCUGCACAGCCGCUUCCACAUCAAGCUGAUCGCCACCUACCUGACGCCCAUACUGCUGCUGCCGCUCUUCGUCUUCCACAACACACCAAAGACCCGCUGCGCGUACGUGAUGGUGCUGGUGUUCGUCAACUGGGUGACGAGGACGCUGCCGCUAGGAGUGACGGCUCUGAUGCCGCUGCUCUACCUACCCGCGCUGCGGAUCAUCAGCUACGACCAGGUUGUCGGCAUGUACAUGAACAACACGGUUCUCCUGACGCUGGCGGCCAUCAUGAUGUCGAUCGCGAUCGAGACGACCAACCUGCACACGCGUAUCGCGCUCUGGGUGCUGCUGCAGUGCGGCCAGUCGCUGCGCAACAUCAUGGCCGGCUACACGGUCGCCACGUUCCUCAUCACGCUGCUGCUCAAGAACAGCGCCACGCUGGACAUCAUGGUGCCCGUGGUGGACGCCACCGUGCACGAGAUACACUACAUCUACAUGAAGGGCAUGUACACGCAACGCUUCGGAGCGGACGCCAAGAAGAGGCCUUCGGUCUCCUACAUUGCCAAGGCUCUCAACUUGGACGACAUUCAGAUGCGGCAAAUAACGACGAGGUUCAUCAAGAUUCGCAAGGUGUUGUUGAUCAUGGUUGCCUACACGGCCAGCCUCGGCUCCGUGGGCACUCUCAGCGGAACCAUCACGAACUACGUCACCAAAAUGAUCGUGACGUCACGAUUCCCCAAGGUCGACUCGGUCACGUUCCUGUCCUGGGCGACGGCCUUCCUACCGGUUGCCUUCUUCGAAGUCUUGAUGGCGUUCAUCGUGCUGUACUUUAUGCACAUGAGGCGACUAGCGAUAGACUUCAAGAAGGAGGCCGUCCAUGACGCCUUUCUGGUCAAGUACAGGAGCCUCGGCAAAAUCACGUAA